CGGCAGAGGGGACGGGAGAGGGGACGGGAGAGAGGGCGGGAGAGAGGGCAGGAGAGGGAACGGCACCGGACACGGCGGCCGGUGAGAGAAGGGGUUCUUGAAAACUGACCUGCCAGCCACGCUUCCUCCAUUCUUUCCCCAUUUUGUUUUGACUUCUUUUUUUCUUUUUCACAGUUUGAGAUACCCGUUACUUUUGCGAAACCUGACCCCGUUUCCGGUCGGCCAGAUGGAUGGAGAACACAGGUGUAAUAUGAAUGGUUAAUGCUGCUGGCUGGUAUUAUUUCGGGCUUUGGGGGUUUGCGUCAUCUUGAGGGGUGGAGUAAGGAUGGAAGGGAUUACGGUUCGGGCGGUGACUGCAGGUUGUGAGGAUAAGGUACCGUCUGGGCUAGACGCUGGCGUUUGGGAGGCUGGCUGAUUGUUUUUUUUUUCUUGCUGUAUGGUUUGGUUUGGUUUGGUUCGGUUGGAUUUGGUUCGGUUCGGCUUAUGGUUAUUUGGGUACCGACCGACACAGCAUUUACAGGGUGCAACUUUGCUUUUUGGAGCGGUUGGGUUUGGCUUGUAAUCUUUAUUUGUUUUUGUUCUUGUAAGGGGUUCAACACCAGAAUGUGUAUACACUAUUGUAGGGGAUAUGAUCUAGUGGUUGGUUGUUCACCCAGGAAAGGACAGUUGCGCUGGGAGGCAUUUGUGGGAGGUUCGAGUUGUUAUUGGCAAGAGAACAGGGAGAGACGUUCUUUACUAUGGCGGGGAUCACGUAAACACAUAUAUAAAUUGUUGAAGUUUGUAUUGCGCACAGUUAUGGAUGUCCCCGCAGCUCCCGGGUGGUGACAUGUCUCUCGUGUGGUUGAUGGAAGCGUUGGGAUUUGUGGGGUCGCACAUUGUUCACCAUACUCAUUCUUAGCGUAGGACAGGUCGGGGAAAAAGCAGACAAGGUUGUGAUACGUCCGUACUCGGUCCUCUAUCCUGGCUUCCUGCUCUCAAUCACGACCUUUGAGUGUUGCCGCAAGGUGGCUCGACAGGGUACUGGGGUGAAACUCUUGGUGAAACUGAAGGUGUGAGGUCCCGAUUUAC
Messenger RNA from Chaetomium fimeti, 1068 nucleotides. RefSeq lists its product as uncharacterized. The coding region runs from base 484 to 825 and encodes 113 amino acids. The transcript has a single exon. NCBI's taxonomy places the organism in Eukaryota, Fungi, Ascomycota, Sordariomycetes, Sordariales, Chaetomiaceae. The record is from RefSeq and is a predicted model, not a curated record.